AUGGUGGGAUUAGAAAGACUAUCAGAAGAGUGCAUAGCCUGUAUUCUUUCUCUAACCUCCCCAAAAGAUGCUUGCCGAUCAGCCCUCGUCUCCUCUGCGUUUGGAUCCGCCGCUCAAUCUCAAGUUGUUUGGGAGCGUUUUUUACCGUCCGAUCACCGUGACAUCAUCUCCCGAUCUGUUUCUCCCGUCACCUUCACCUCUAAGAUGGAACUCUACUUUCGUCUCUGUGAUUCUCCCAUCUUCCUCGACGAUGGUAAUCUGAGUUUUGCAAUAGAUAAAUUGAGUGGCAAGAAAUGUUUUACGCUGGGAGCCAGACGUGUACUCAUAGCCUGGGGAGACACCCCAGCUUACUGGGAGUGGAUUUCUGUGCCUCAUUCCAGAUUUGCUGAGGUGGCUUAUCUACGCUCUGUCUGUUGGCUUGAGAUUUAUGGUAGAAUGGAGAUGCGAUCCCUGUCUCCAAACACAGCUUAUGCUGGACACUUGGUUUACAUGUUCUCCGACGAAGCCACUAAUUACGCAGGAACUGGACAGAAUUAUUAUGAAACCUUUCCGGUCAAGCUUUCAGUUAAAUUUUUCGUAACUGAAGGAACUUUGAUUGAAGCUCAUGACGAAGAGGAUGCAGAGUUGUUGAUAUCCACAAGAAUGCCUGCUGCCGGUGCAUCAUCAAUGGAUAAUAGUUUUGGAAAGCGGCAACAUUUUCCAAUGGAAAGAAACGAUGGCUGGAUGGAGAUUAAGAUAGGAGAGUUUAAUUGUGGCCAAAGUGAUGAUGACUGUUGCUUGGUUGAGGUGGGUGUCAAGGAGAUUGAAUCAGGGAUUUGGAAGUUUGGACUUGUUAUCCAUGGCAUUGAGAUUAGGCCGACUCAACCGAAACCCAACUAA
This is a messenger RNA of Argentina anserina (silverweed cinquefoil), 879 nucleotides long. Its product is annotated as putative F-box protein PP2-B12. The record is from RefSeq and is a predicted model, not a curated record. The coding region runs from base 1 to 879 and encodes 292 amino acids. Lineage: Eukaryota; Viridiplantae; Streptophyta; Magnoliopsida; Rosales; Rosaceae. Gene Ontology annotation, molecular function: protein binding. The transcript has 3 exons.